CAGAAGGUUCAUAUGUCCCACCAUCUCGGUUCGACAGCAACUUAGUUCUGAAGUAAUCACAUCGAACUACCGUCGACGUUAAACCGACUCACCUCACUAUAUAUCUAUCGUUUACUCGAUAUCGCCAUAGCAAUAUUAAGUUGACCACUGAUAGAUACACUUUCAACAAUGUCAAUGUACGCCAUGUCGCAACAUCAAUACUCAUAUCCACCCGCGCCGGCGCCGAGACAGUACUCGGCACACGGGACCAGCAGUGCUUUCUCCAGUUCAGCCAACCCUGAUGAGGAUUGGACCAAGAUAUCGGACCUUGCCGAACGCAGGAGGAUACAGAACCGAAUUGCCCAGCGCAACUACCGCAAGAAGCUCAAGAGACGUCUGGAAGACCUCGAGAGGCGCGCCGGUACCUCGGACGAUGCAUCUUCUCCUACGGGGAGUGACAAGCAGUCGCAGUCCGGCAGCACACGGAAUACCAAGAAGACGAGUUCCUCUAAGGUGCAGAAAUCCUCCGCAGCUCCGCACAAGACCGUACAGCCUCAAUUUACACCUCCGAUGAACCACGACGACGAGAUAAUAUUUAGCCAGUCGUAUGACGACCGAGAGCGGUCUCACACGCCACCGUUUAUGCCCUACUCGGCAUAUCCUCCUCCCGACGAGAUGGUUCUACCCCCGUACAACUCGGCCCAGCCUUACCAUCACCCAAUUACAACCGGCGAAGGCUAUCCCAGCUACAUAGCUACGAAUGUUCCCUGCACACUUCCUCCUAUGACACACUUCAAUGAUGCUAUCAAGAGGGAGGCGACAUAUCCAGAAGAAACCAUGUCUCCGUAUAUGAACUACGGUUUCGUACCAGGAAUGGAUGUCCACGGCCAAAAUUCGUACGACCACUCCAACCCUCAUACUCCACCGCUUUCACACUCGUACGAACACUCGGCGAACUGUUCAGAGUCCGGUUAUGACUACCCGACAACACCUCUCUCAAUGCCAGGGUCUCCCGGCCUCGGGCAACAUCGCUCAUAGCUUAUAGCUAGCUAGGGUGUUAAGGUAUGAUAGGACACGAAUGCACGGCCGAGAAUAGGGAUUUUGGACGGAUGGAUUACGUUUUAUCUCGGGCACGGCGGGGCGAGAUAUCUUACAUGGAAGACGAAGGGCUCGUCUCCGUGGCGCAUAUUGUUGGUUUAGGGAUAUCCAGGUGCAGCGCGGUGUUAUUUGACGGGAUUUUGGCAUGGCCUUAGAUGAUACAUACAAAGGGCUCUCCCGAGCUGAAGCGAGAAUAUUGGCGAAUGGAACAAGGGUUGGCACGAAUAUGUCAAGUUUACUGUGUAGGGAAUGCAAGUAUUUCAUCGUCCUUAUGGCAUUUCAAUGCCUCCAUUACUUAGUAAACGAAGCUUCUGACUUCGUGCUCGGAAUACUAGCAAAAAUCGAGGUUAGUUUUACCACUCAAUUCUACUUGCGACAGACUGUAAACAAGA
Molecule: messenger RNA, 1469 nt
Organism: Daldinia decipiens
Lineage: Eukaryota; Fungi; Ascomycota; Sordariomycetes; Xylariales; Hypoxylaceae
Exons: 3
Coding region: 169-1017 (282 amino acids)
Biological process (GO): regulation of DNA-templated transcription
Molecular function (GO): DNA-binding transcription factor activity
Source: RefSeq, a predicted model, not a curated record